Penicillium vulpinum is the source of this 1878-nucleotide messenger RNA. It is a transcript of the gene kexA, whose product is annotated as serine-type carboxypeptidase kexA. Gene Ontology annotation, biological process: apoptotic process; proteolysis. Bases 1 to 1878 code for a protein of 625 amino acids. The record is from RefSeq and is a predicted model, not a curated record. Gene Ontology annotation, cellular component: trans-Golgi network. Gene Ontology annotation, molecular function: serine-type carboxypeptidase activity. The transcript is spliced from 3 exons. NCBI's taxonomy places the organism in Eukaryota, Fungi, Ascomycota, Eurotiomycetes, Eurotiales, Aspergillaceae.
AUGCUUUCAAUGCCAUUCCUCCCUUCUUCAUUGAAGGGUGGUCCUGCCGCAAUGUUAUUAUCCGCAUUAUCACUGUUAUUGAGUCCGGCCUUGGUGUCGGCUAGUUCGGCUGCUGAUUAUUAUGUGCACUCGUUACCUGGGGCGCCGGAAGGCCCUUUCUUGAAGAUGCAUGCUGGACACAUCGAGGUCGAUCCCAGCAUCAACGGCAACCUGUUCUUCUGGCAUUUCCAGAACCGCCACAUCGCGAACCGACAGCGCACUGUCAUUUGGCUGAACGGUGGCCCAGGAUGUAGUUCAAUGGAUGGCGCAUUAAUGGAAGUUGGGCCCUACCGACUCCAGGACGACCAUACGUUGAAGUACAACGAAGGCAGGUGGGAUGAGUUUGCCAAUCUGCUCUUCGUCGAUAAUCCCGUCGGUACUGGGUUCAGUUAUGCGAAUACCGAUAGCUAUAUCCAUGAGCUGGAUGAGAUGGCUGCCCACUUCAUUAUCUUCUUGGAAAAGUUCUUUGAACUAUUCCCCGAGUAUGCGAACGAUGACCUAUAUCUCGCUGGUGAAUCAUAUGCUGGCCAGCAUAUCCCAUAUAUCGCAAAGGCUAUUCAAGAUCGCAACAAGGGUGUUGCAGAGAACGGAGGCACAGAGUGGCCUGUGAAGGGCUUGCUGAUCGGUAACGGUUGGAUCUCUCCUACAGACCAGUACCCUUCGUACUUUAAGUUCGUCGAGAGGGAAGGCCUCAUCAAACCCGGCACAUCCCUCUACGACAACAUUAAUGUACUCAACGAAGUCUGUCUCUCAAAGCUGGAGACUCCCGCCGCAAAGAACAAACUUGAUUUAGGCGCGUGCGAGUUUGUCUUGGAACAAUUCCUCCGUCUCACCACCGAAAAUCACGAGUGUUACAACAUGUACGAUGUCCGUCUCAAGGACCAGGAGGUAUCCUGUGGCAUGAACUGGCCCCCCGACCUGAAAAAGAUUGAGCCGUAUCUCCAGCGACCGGACGUAGUCAAAGCCCUGAACAUCAACCCAGCAAAGAAAUCCGGCUGGACAGAAUGCGCUGGUAUGGUUCAUCAGGCUUUCACCGCAAAGAACUCCAUUCCCUCCGUCCACCUGCUCCCAGGCCUGAUCGAAUCGGGUAUCAACGUCCUGCUCUUCAGUGGCGACAAAGACCUCAUCUGCAACCACAUCGGAACAGAGACUCUGAUCCACAACAUGAAAUGGAAAGGUGGCACCGGCUUUGAAACCUCCCCAGGAGUCUGGGCCCCGCGCCAUGACUGGACCUUCGAAGACGAGCCCGCUGGCAUCUACCAAUCUGCCCGUAACCUCACCUACGUGCUCUUCUACAACUCCAGUCACAUGGUUCCAUUUGACAACCCCCGCCAGACCCGCGACAUGCUCGACCGUUUUAUGAAGGUCGAUAUCGCCAGCAUCGGCGGCCAGCCUUCUGAUUCACGUAUCGACGGCGAGAAGUUACCCCAGACUGCUGUUGGUGGACAGGCUAAUAGCACUGCUGCCGAAGAGAGUGAGAAGGAGAGGUUGAAACAGACUAAGAUACACGCGUAUACCAAGUCUGGCGAGGCUGCCCUCAUCGUUGUGAUUAUCGGUGUGACCGUUUGGGGCUUUUUCAUCUGGCGUAGUCGUCGUCGUGUUCGUCGGGGCUACAAGGGCGUCUCCAAUAAUGGUACGUCAGAUAGUACAUCUAUUCUCAGCAGAUUCCAGAGCAAGCCUUCUGGCGCUGAUGUUGAGGCUGGUGAUUUCGAUGAGUCUGAGCUCGACCAUCUUCAUUCCCCUGGCCUUGAGCGGGAGCAUUACGCUGUUGGCGAAGCUAGUGAUGAUGACGAGCAUGUUUCGCAUCCGGGAACUGGUGAAAACCGCCAGUCUUCAUAG